CAUGACCAUUCCCCAAGGUGGUUCCAUAGUGACGAGAUCGGUGUGGGCCUCCAACCUUGAAACGGAGUUCGAGCUAAUCCGUUCCAUCAUCGCCUCCUAUCCUUUGAUCAGCAUGGAUACAGAAUUUCCUGGCGUGGUCUAUCAUUCCAACUUCGAUAUUCGACGGCCAGAAAAUAACUAUGCUGUACUGAAAGCUAACGUGGAAAGCAUGCAUUUGAUCCAAGUUGGUUUCACUCUUUCAGACUGUGAUGGAAACCUUCCAAGUUUUCAGUCCUCUGAUAAUUUUAUUUGGGAAUUCAACUUCCGUGAGUUCAACGUAGCACGUGAUCCUCACGCGUCUGAGUCCAUUGCACUCCUUCAACGUCAAGGUAUCGAUUUGGAAAGGAAUAAAAGAUAUGGAGUAAACAUUGUGCGGUUUGUGGAGCUGUUGAUGUUCUCUGGAAUGCUUUGUAACAGUAAUAUUCAAUGGAUCACUUUCCAUGGUGCCUACGACUUUGGAUAUCUUGUGAACGCAUUAACUUACAGAUUUUUUCCCACACAACCCACUUUGCCUGUGGACUUGUCAGACUUUAUGCAUUUGGUUAAGUUUUUCUUCGGAGGGACAAUAUACGAUGUUAAACAUAUGAUCAAGUUUUGUCCCAAUCUCUACGGUGGUCUGGAUCGAGUCUGUCACUCUUUGUGUUUGGACCGUGCUGUUGGUAAAAGACAUCAAGCUGGCUCUGAUAGUUUACUCACACUCCAUGCUUUCAACAAAAUCAAGAAAAUCUAUUUUUCCAAAAACUCUCAUUAUUACAAAAAUGUAUUGUAUGGCUUAGAACUUUUCUGA
This is a messenger RNA of Vigna radiata var. radiata (mung bean), 826 nucleotides long. RefSeq names its product probable CCR4-associated factor 1 homolog 11. Gene Ontology annotation, molecular function: poly(A)-specific ribonuclease activity; nucleic acid binding. NCBI's taxonomy places the organism in Eukaryota, Viridiplantae, Streptophyta, Magnoliopsida, Fabales, Fabaceae. The transcript has a single exon. Gene Ontology annotation, cellular component: P-body; CCR4-NOT core complex; CCR4-NOT complex. The record is from RefSeq and is a predicted model, not a curated record. The coding region runs from base 2 to 826 and encodes 274 amino acids.